This is a messenger RNA of Salvia hispanica, 4488 nucleotides long. Its product is annotated as receptor-like protein kinase ANXUR1. Gene Ontology annotation, molecular function: protein kinase activity; ATP binding. Gene Ontology annotation, biological process: protein phosphorylation. Lineage: Eukaryota; Viridiplantae; Streptophyta; Magnoliopsida; Lamiales; Lamiaceae. The record is from RefSeq and is a predicted model, not a curated record.
GAGAGUUGACGCUCAGAAUUGUAAUCAAAUUCCAACUCCGAUGCUCUAUCUUUCUUCCCAAACUACUUUACAUGCAAUUCUGAAUGGACCGUCUCGUGAUUCUCUGCUUCCUGCUGUUCAAUUUCACAAUUACAGGUGGUGAUCGUAUUUCUAUCAACUGCGGCGGAGGUGCAGCUGUGAGCGGCCAAAAUUGGGGCGGAGACGCUGCAACGAAAGGCUCAUCAAAGGCAUCCACUCUCGAGGGAGAGCUGAUCACAGCCGUCGAUCCGGUUCCCUACGCCACCGCGCGCAUCUCUCGCUCCCAGUUUUCCUACUCCUUUCACCUCGAUCCAGGUCAGAAAUUUAUCCGUCUUCACUUCAAUCCCGCUCACUACCGUGGCUUCCAUAGCUACACUGAUUUCUUCACCGUUGAAGCUGGUCCUUUCACUCUACUUGCUAAUUUCAGUGCUUCCAUAACUUCUCGUGCUCUUUCUCUCAAUAUCCUUGUUAAGGAAUUCUGCAUAAUGGUACAUCAAAAUCAUCCCCUUAAUAUAGUUUUCUCUCCCGAAGCUAGCCAAUCCAAGUAUAAUUAUGCAUUUAUUAAUGGAAUUGAGAUUAUAUCAGUGCCUUCCACCAUUUCUUACUGUCAUGGUGGAGAUAGUGGAGUUGAUGUGCUUGGAGAAAAGUCUGUCAUCUAUAUUAACAAUGCUACUGCACUUGAGAGGGUUUAUCAUCGAAAUAUGAAGUCGGGGACUGCCUCGUUUGGCCAUGAUAUGUUUGGGAUAUGGGCAUCGAUUCUUCAAGGAAAUGGAAACAAGGGUAGUGAUCUCGUUUGGAGAGUGUCGGUUGAUGUGGGAUUUAGGUAUUUGGUCAGGGUUCAUUUGUCUGAGAUAGGAAUUAAAAUGGACUUUGUGCUUAUGAUUGAAAACAUGGUUGCCUUGACUAGUGUUGAUAUGCUCCAACAAUUGGGGAAUCGAAGUGUUCUUUGGUAUAACUAUAUAGUGAUGGUGCAAGGGAAGAAAAGUGAGUCUAAGCAUGGAAUCUCUAUUUCUCUGCAUUCUCAACAUGAAUUAGUGGAUAGACAAGGCCCAAUUGAAGGAUUUGAAGUCUUCAAGUUAAGCAAUCCUGACCUCAGUCUAGCUAGUCCCAAUCCUCUGCUUACACCAGGAAAUUCACCAUCAAUCUCUAUCACUACUCUACUCAACUCUCUUCUUGGUCGAAAAAAUGCUAUUGCAACUGUGGUCUUUGCUAAGAGUUUUCUGGUAAUCAUCAUUGUCCACCUGCUCCAAAAAAUGUGGGCAACUGAUAUUUUGGAGGAUGAAAACGAACCAUCUCCCGGGGCAAAGCGACUUUGCCGUCGCUUUUCACUAGCUGAGAUUCAAUCAGCAACAGACAACUUCCACAGCAGAAAUUUCAUUGGAAGGGGUGGAUUUGGGAAUGUCCACAAAGGGCUCAUAGAUAAUAGGAGAGAGAUUGUAGCCGUAAAGCGAUCAAAGCAACACUCCGGUAGUGGGGAGCAACAAUUUUGGACAGAGGUUGAAAUGCUUUCUGAACUUCGACAUGUGAAUUUAGUUUCUCUCAUCGGAUACUGCAAUGAGCAAAAGGAAAUGAUUCUUGUUUAUGAGUAUAUGCCCAACGGGACAUUGGCCGACCAUCUAUUCAAACUAGCCAGGUUCAAUGAUUUUUAUCACCUCUCUUGGAAGCGACGACUUCAGAUCUGCAUUGGAGCUGGCCGAGCUCUAGAUUAUCUUCACACAGGCCAUGGGAUCAUACACCGAGAUGUGAAAUCUUCAAACAUUCUGCUUGAUGAGAAGUUUGUUGCUAAAAUAUCAGAUUUUGGCUUAGCUAAGACUGGAUUCGGCAGCGACUCUCGGAUCCAGAAUAGCACACUAGUUAGAGGCACACGAGGAUAUUUGGACCCAAAUUACUGUGUAACUCAUAAACCAACAAAAAAUAGCGACACAUAUUCUUUUGGUGUGGUGUUGUUGGAAGUGUUGUGUGGGAGAAGAGCACUGGAGCGAUGUGAUGAAGAAGAUAAGUGUUGUCUGGCUACAUGGGCUAUAGAUAACAUCAGUAAGGGACAGGUUGAUCAUAUUGUACUUCCAAGCCUAAUAAGGGAAGUAUCACCAGAUAGCCUAAAGACGUUUGUGAAGGUUGCUAAAAGAUGCCUGCAUGAUGAACCAAAAAAACGGCCAGCGAUGGGGCAUGUUGUUAUGAAACUUGAGCUUGCACUUGAGCAGCAGGAGAAGGCAGAAUCUCUUGAUUCAAAAAAUGAGAGGACUGGCAUUGAACAUUUGUUUUCAUCAACUGAUAAAUAUCACGAGGACAAUGUGAAUUUCAUGGCACCAAAUGAGAAAACAAAUAUUGUUGAUGCCGGGCCUCAGAUGGAGAAUGUGACAUCCUCGGCUCCCAAUGCCAUGCCACAUUCAGAUAAUGAUGGAACUAUUUUAUCAAGUAGUCGGAUACCAAUGACGAAUGUGAAAACUGUUACAUUUAUCCCCAAUGAACAAAUUAACAGCACUAUGAUCAAUUCUGGAAGACAAGGAGGAAGAAAAUCCAUGAUGCUUCGGAUAUCAAGAAAACUUUGGCCGUGGGAUGCAUUUUGGAAGACCAAGAAACCCUCAAACAAAAUGAACUUAGCAGGCACCUCAGUAUCAGCACCGAUAUCACGUAGGACCAGCACCAUUACAGUGGAUGGAAAUACUGAGAGAAGUGAUAGGGUGAAUUCAAGUCCAGCAGUGGAGUCAUCAAAUGAAAUAGAAGAGCAUAUGCAGGUUAUGGAUAACAUUAGUAAGGGACAAGUUGGUUAUAUUGUGGCUCCAACUCUGAGAGGGGAAAUCUCACCAGAUAGCCUGAGGAAGUUUGUCAACAGUGCAGAAAGAUGGCUCCAUGAUGAACCAAAAGACCGGCCAACAACCAUACACAUUGUAACCAAAAUUGAGCUUGCACUUCAACAGAAGGAGAUGGCAGACUCUUCGCUACCGAAAGACAAAAUUAGUGUUGAGGGUGGUUCUUCAUUCACUGGUAUAUCUCAGAAGGCGAACAUAAAACUUUUUGGAGCAAAUAAGAAAAUAAAUGUUGCUGAUGAUGCAAGUCCCAGUCCGGCAGGACAGGUGCCUUCAGCUACUGAUAAUACAUCUCAGCAGUUUAACAAGUUUUUUUAUGAGAGAAUGAAUGAUGUGAACCCCAGUCCGGCAGGGCAGGUGCCUUCAUCUACUGAUACAUCUCAUCAGUUUAACGUGUUGUUUUCUAAGAGGAUGCAUGUUGCUGAUGAUGCGAGCCACAAUCCAGCAGGGCAGGUGCCUUCAUCUACUGGUACUUCUCAGAAUGCAAACAUGGAACUGCUUGGACUAAAUAAGAAAGUAAAUGUUGCCAAUGAUGGGAGUUUUAGUGUGAUGGCCCAGCCCAAUUUGAGGGUUUUCAGCUUCACGGAACUCAAAGUCGCAACUCGCAAUUUCAGAGGUGAUUUGGUGCUGGGAGAAGGAGGUUUUGGCAGGGUUUACAAGGGGUGGCUGGGUGACAGAGCCGCUGCCAAAACAACCAUCGUUGCUGUCAAGAAGUUGAAUUCUGAAAGCACGCAAGGGUUUCGAGAGUGGCAGGCUGAGGUGAACUUCCUUGGAAGUCUCUCUCAUCCCAAUCUAGUGAAGCUGUUGGGCUACUGCCAUGAGGAUAAACAACUACUUCUUGUCUAUGAAUACAUAGCCAAAGGCAGCCUGGAAAACCAUCUUUUUAGAAGGGGUGCACAUGAUCAACCGCUUCCAUGGCACAUUAGGCUUAAGAUAUUGACUGGAGUAGCUCGUGGCAUGGCGUACUUGCAUGCAUCAGAAGAAGCAGUUAUCUAUAGGGACUUAAAGACAUCUAACAUAUUGCUUGACGGAUCAUACGAAGCUAAGCUAUCUGACUUUGGGCUAGCGAGGUUGGGUCCAACAAUUGGUUAUUCCCAUGUAACGACACAGGUUAUGGGAACAUAUGGUUAUGCUGCUCCCGAAUAUAUUGCCACAGGGCACUUAUACGCAAAGAGUGAUGUAUAUACGUUUGGUGUAUUGUUACUGGAAAUGAUGACAGGGCUGCGAGCACUCGACAUCAGUCGUCCAUCUGGACAACACAUUCUGGUUGACUGGAUAAAACCAUAUCUAUCCAAGUGGGGUAAUUUAAAAGAAAUUAUUGAUGUCCGUUUAGAGGGACGAUAUCCUAAGAAUUCAUUACUGCAAUUAGCUACGGUUGCCUUUGGUUGCCUUGAAGCAGAUCCCAAAAAAAGACCCUCUAUGGAAGAGAUAGUCCACACACUGGAAAGAAUUGAUUCGGCCAAAGACACACCUACACAAACUAGUAAGAAUCGCUUCUUCUGGUGAGAGAGCUUAUAGUAUAUUAGUAUACUUUUAGUUGGUCGGUGUUGAAACUCGUUAUUGUGACAGUAAUUAAUGUAGAAUACUAGUCGAGAGUUUGAACUUUGAAGCAUAAACUCCACAUAUCUGUUUUUGAAUAAUGUUCCUAUUUUAGCUCUUCCUA